Molecule: messenger RNA, 1409 nt
Organism: Cryptomeria japonica (Japanese cedar)
Lineage: Eukaryota; Viridiplantae; Streptophyta; Pinopsida; Cupressales; Cupressaceae
Exons: 4
Coding region: 533-934 (133 amino acids)
Source: RefSeq, a predicted model, not a curated record
UUGCAUUUUCUCCAAUCAUUGAUGUCUCCUAACUCUUUACAGGUGAAAUGUCAUCCUUGUGAGUUGUCUAUAUAAUGCAAUCCUCAUGAUUUUCUUUGUUCCUCUAUGCUAUCACAUAGUGUCUAUAACUUCCUACAAAGGAAGAAGAUAUACAAGAUGGUAGCUACUCAUAUGCAUAUGGAUGAAAUAUACACAAGACAGGAAAUUCUUUAUAAUAGCAUAUACAGUACUCCUUAGGAUGGUUUGUUUCUGCACAAACAAGCGGAAACCAGAGACAGAAUCCCAGGCUUUUUUCCAAUGAACUCGCUGCUUGUCAUCUUAAUGUAUACAAUUUGUGUGAUAUACAUGGAGCCUUUUAUUUUCUUGUGUGGGUAGAGAAAGAAGAUUCCUGAACUAGGAGAAAUAUGAAAACUACAAGCUUUUCAAAUUGUUUUUGAGUUCUCGAUGUUCGUUACACAAUUGAUGCAUGCAUUUAUAUGUUUGAUGGUUUUACAGGGUGCUUUCCCUUGAAGAUGAAGUUUUCAAUGCCGUAAUGCUAGCUAAGAAAUUUGGUCCUGAUGUACGUGAGGGAAAACGUAGGCAAUUCAACUACAUAGGUGGCCUUUUGCGAAAGGUACAACCUGACUUGAUGGAGGCUAUACUUCAAGCUACAAAAGAUGGGGAGAUGGAUAAGUUUCAUACCCUGCCUGGAAGUGACAAAGAAUCCAUGGAUGAAAGUGUGGAACUUGAUGGAAAUGACAUUGAAGAGGAAGAAGAAAUGGAUGAAGAGGAACUUCGGAAGCUUGUUCGUGAAGUAUGUGCCAAGCAAGAAUACAAAUUGCCUGAAGAAAGUUCUACAAAGAUAGAAGUGGAUACAGCACUAUCUCAAGCAAACAAAUCAUUGUACAACUUUUUAUUCUUGCUUGCAAAACAAAAUCAUGUUGCUGGCUAUUGAUUUUAGCUUCAGCCAUCACUACUUACCGUACAAUUCAUUGGGUGCUACCAAAUGACAACAGACAACAAAGCACCUCUUCUGAUGAAGUCCAGGCAACUGGCAACGUGACACGAUUCAUGAAACACCACCUUACCCAUUUUAUUACAACAAAAAAAGGGAAUGUAAAUGGUUGGUAUGAAAUUUCUGCAAAUUGGUUCAAAUCUUGUAACUAUAUUAUUAUUAUACUCUUUCAGUGCUCUCAUGUAAUUGAUCAGUCGGUUUGUUAGAGAUACAGUGAGUGGGAUACAUAAAGCCUCUAUAACAUACUUUUGAUACUAUCACAAUUCUUUCUCAAGAUUCGACCUAGAGGAAUCAUGCAGCUUCGGGUACCCAUUUUAUUCGUGUACUCAUACUGCACAUGGUGAACAUAAGAGCAUUCAUUGUUUACUAUGUUGUUAUGCUAUUGAAUUUAUAGUGGUUUUUGCACUUACAUUAA